AUGGACCAGCACCACCCAAUGCAUCAAAUAUACCAGAUAGCCUUAGCACCACCUCCAUUCUGCGUCGCAUUAGAUGUUCUAACUCGUGCAUUAUACCCGUCGGUGGUAAAAUUGGCAUUAUGGGUUAUAUUAGCAUGUCUUUUCUUUCUCUUGCUCUCUAUGCUGCUCUCUAUGCUGCUCUCUAUUCUGCUCUCUCUCCUGCUUCUCAGUAUUGAAUGGUUUAAAGCGUCCGACGGGUGGAUUACAAAGUUCAAGAAGAAAUAUAACCUUCGUGAAUAUACGAAGCAUGGAGAGGCGAGAAGUGCUCCAUCUGACGAAGCUACGGCUGGAUAG
This is a messenger RNA of Paraglomus brasilianum, 333 nucleotides long. The record is from the annotation of a GenBank genome assembly. Lineage: Eukaryota; Fungi; Glomeromycota; Glomeromycetes; Paraglomerales; Paraglomeraceae.